AUGUUAGAAGCGGAUUCUGUCUCUAUAAGUUCUCCAGUGGACGUAGAUCUACGGAUCUCGUUAGUUGACGAUGAUGACAAGAAAGCAUAUUCUAUGUACAAGGAAGGAUAUUUAUCAUUUAUCAAAGACAGUGACUACCGAACUUACACUCCACAAAUUCAGGAAAACUCUAUGAAAACAGACUGCUCUUCUGUUUCUUCCGUAUCUCAUAUUUCAACUCAUUGUGCUGACUAUGAUUAUAGUCAGCCUCGCGAAUUCAGUUCAUACACACAAAAGUCUGUUUUACGAAAAAAGCAGCAAUCAUUACAUCUGAAAGGUAACAAUUAUAGAAGUUCCAAUUUUGUACAUAGUGACAAAUCCUUACUCAAGAAAUGGUAUGAGAAUACAACGAAAUCUUCAGAUAUGCAUAUAAUUAAUAUACCUCGUUUAAAUCCACCCUCUCUCCUUCCCACUCCCUCUAUGCAACCUUUCGGGGUAUCUGAUUGUCCUGUUCAUCGUUCACAGCUUGAUAAUACUAAUUCUGUUCAAAAUAUGAACUGGGAAAUACCAAAGAGAUUUUAG
Messenger RNA from Heterobilharzia americana, 561 nucleotides. NCBI's taxonomy places the organism in Eukaryota, Metazoa, Platyhelminthes, Trematoda, Strigeidida, Schistosomatidae. The record is from the annotation of a GenBank genome assembly.